Molecule: messenger RNA, 1081 nt
Organism: Pieris rapae (cabbage white)
Lineage: Eukaryota; Metazoa; Arthropoda; Insecta; Lepidoptera; Pieridae
Product: ATP synthase mitochondrial F1 complex assembly factor 2
Exons: 6
Coding region: 121-945 (274 amino acids)
Biological process (GO): mitochondrial proton-transporting ATP synthase complex assembly
Cellular component (GO): mitochondrion
Source: RefSeq, a predicted model, not a curated record
CCAGAUAAUAAACAUAAACCAGGCCAUAAAAUUUAAAUCGAUGUAAAUACUAAAUACACUAAACUUAAGAGUUUUUUUAGCACUAUGUUAUAACACCUAAAGGAAAAAGAAAAAUAAAACAUGCUUUCUUCUAAAUUACAAAGGCAGUUUUUAAUUUCAAUAUUAAGUAAGCAAUCGCAGAAUGGAAGCAGAAAUUAUGCAACGGCGAAACGGUUUUACAAACGUGUCGAUAUAGUACAAAACGAAAACAAAUGGGAGGUUACUUUAGAUCAUCGGAGGUUAAAGACACCCAACGGUCAGGUUUUUAAUGUAAAUACAGAGGGCCUAGCUAGAGCAAUUGCUGCAGAGUGGGACGCACAGCACGACGGAAUCUCUCCACCGUCAAUGCACCUGACUGCUCUAUGCAACACUGCAAUGGACAAUCCAGGAAAACUCAACAAACAUGAUAUAGCUAUCCAUCUACUUGAAUUUCUAACUACAGAUACUAUCCUCUUCUUCUCAGAUGAGGAAGAGGAAUUAAGACUUCUACAGGAACAAAAGUGGGGCCCAGUUUUAGAAUGGUUUGAAGAGAGGUUUCACAUUAAGCAGGAAGUUUCAAGGGACUUCCAACCUCCUCCGAUUACUACAGAAACAAGAGCAGUGUUAGCUAGACAUUUUCUUUCAUAUGAUUUUCCAGCAUUAAAUGCUAUGAAUUUUGGAACGGAAGCAUUAAAGUCUCCAAUAUUAAUGUUGGCCUGUGUGGAUAGAUUUUUACAACCAAAGGAAGCUGUAAUGCUCGCAAGAUUAGAGGAAGAAUACCAGCUUCAACGAUGGGGUCGUGUUCCAUGGGCUCAUGAGUUAAAUCAAGUAGAACUGACAUCUCGAGUGGCGGCGUCGCUUCUUAUCAUACAGAAUUCAACAGAACUUCACACAGAAAAAGCUAAAAAAAAAGCAGAAGAAUCAUGAUAGUGAAUUUGUUUUUACCACAGUGGGAUACCUAGUCGUGAUAUACUUAAUAAGUGCAAAUGGUUUUAAAUCAGUCUAGUGCGCAACGUCCGCAAACAGUAGAAAUCUAUAUAUAAUAAAAAUGGUUUGCGUAAAA